This is a messenger RNA of Drosophila kikkawai, 1819 nucleotides long. RefSeq names its product golgin A5 (gene Golgin84). Lineage: Eukaryota; Metazoa; Arthropoda; Insecta; Diptera; Drosophilidae. The record is from RefSeq and is a predicted model, not a curated record. Gene Ontology annotation, cellular component: Golgi cisterna; Golgi membrane. Gene Ontology annotation, biological process: Golgi organization; retrograde transport, vesicle recycling within Golgi.
CACACUGUCAGAUAUUGUUUACGUGUUUUGCUAGGCGACUUCUGUGUUGUUUUUUGUUUUAAAAAAAUAUGUCAUCCUGGAUUACAGGACUGGCGGACAAAGCCGAAAACAUUCUUAACAAGCUCGACCAAAAUGCGGCCACGGCGCUCCAAACAGACAAUCCAACCGGGUCAGCGGAUCCCAUGCGAAGGAGCAUGAACAGUAGCACCCAAUCUCUGUCGCUGAAGUCCACUCUCUCGCCAGCGAGGCGUUCGGUUGCCAACAGCACGUCGAGUGUCAAGAGCGAGGGCAGCGGUUCUGUGGUCACCAAGGAAAUGCGCCAUAAGAUGACCGCAUCGACCAGUUCCUCAAACACGCCUGAGGGCAACUCCAUGGACACCCAUGAACUGGCUGCUUUCAAGAUUGCUCUGAACGAGAUCACGGCCGAGAGGGAUGAGCUGCGUCUUCGUUUGAACGAACUCAACCAUGACAGCGAGAAUUUCGCAUUGCAGCAGCGGAGUCAGGAGCUGGAAACUCUGGCCCAAACCCUCUCGGAGGAGAGAGACAAGGCGGUGCACGAUCUCAAUGAAGCGCAGACUGCUCAUAUGUCCUACGUGCACUCCAUUUCCGAGCUAGAAACCAAUCUGGCAAAACUGCAGCAGGAAUACAUGAGUGCUGCCCACAAGCUUCAGAUGCAGACAAAGGAAACCGAGCAGCAGCGUCAGGAACUGCAGGAGUACCGCACCAAGGCCCAGAGAGCCUUGCAGGCCAAGGAUGCCCUCAUCGCGGAGCUCAAAGCACAACCAGUAGAUGAAGGUGGGGAUUCAGGCCUGGUAGCCAAGGACAGCGAGACGCGCUUCUUGCAAAUCGAAUAUGAUUCUUUGAAACAAGAGCUGGAGCACGCCAAUGAGGAGCUCCAGAAGGCUCGUCUACAGCUGGACGAUUACCUAUCGCAGGAAAGACAACGCCAAGUGGAGCUUAGCUCGGCGCUCCAGCGCGAGGAGACAUUAGCCAAGGAGCUCCGCCAAUCUCGAGAGCACAGCGUGACCUCCGAAUCCGAGCAGCGCAUUCUGACCCAGGAACUCUCCUCGCUGCGGCAGCAGCUCAGCAACCAAAUGGCCGCAUCCGCAACACGCCUGCAGGAGAAGGAGCUACAGCUGCAGCAGAUGCGCCAGCGGCUCAGCGAGGAUGCCAACAGUGGAGCCAAGAACGACUACGAGGCCCGGCUUAAGGCACUCACCCAAUCGCUGGUGGAACGGCAAGGCCUCUUGGAGCGCGUCACAUCCGAGAGAAAUGCCCUGCGACUGCAGCACGAGAAGAUCCAAGGGCAGCUUCAGCAAAAUAUGCAUCUGGUGGAGAUGGAGAGCCAUAGAGGUGGCAACCGCAACUCCAUGCUUUCCAACAGCACGGACGAUGCCAAGGCCCAAUUUCCGCUGCUGAUGCACCCGAGUCCCUUCGACAAUCGUGUGGCUCGCCGAUUUAAGCGCGCCCUGCGCCAGGCGGACUCCAUGGGCAUCAGGGUGGGCGCCUUCCUAAGACGCUAUCCCAUGAUGCGUGUCUCUGUGAUCGUUUAUGUGGCCCUGCUCCAUCUCUGGGUCAUGUUUGUGCUGCUGUCCACGACGCCAAACUAAUCGAAUAGCUUCUAGUUAAUUGAGCAAUUGUUUUAUUUUUAAAUAUUGUAUUUUACACGCGAAAAAUUUGAUAUCUAGGAGUACGAGUAUAUGUGUGUCAUGUUUGUGAUUACAGCAAUUGUAUAUAUCCGUUAGUAUACUUGUUGUGUAUGUGUGUUUCGCACUCGAUCUAAAUUCAAUAUUCAAUAAACAUCAACUAUGUACAGAAA